This is a messenger RNA of Trichoderma virens Gv29-8, 765 nucleotides long. RefSeq lists its product as uncharacterized. The annotation marks the transcript as partial. The transcript is spliced from 2 exons. Gene Ontology annotation, molecular function: membrane insertase activity. Gene Ontology annotation, cellular component: mitochondrial inner membrane. Gene Ontology annotation, biological process: protein insertion into mitochondrial inner membrane from matrix; mitochondrial respiratory chain complex IV assembly. The record is from RefSeq and is a predicted model, not a curated record. NCBI's taxonomy places the organism in Eukaryota, Fungi, Ascomycota, Sordariomycetes, Hypocreales, Hypocreaceae.
GGACGGCGCAGCUUUCAUCUGAGCGCCGUAGGAGAUGCCGUCCUGUGGACAGCUGACAGUAUCACCUUCAUCCACCACGCCGGGUUACCCUGGUUCAUCUCUAUUCCCCUCGUAGCCGUCGGCGUCAACUUUUCGUUUCGACUCCCAAUUCAGUACUACACAAGGCGCCUCGUGGUCACCAGAAACAAGUUGACACCGCUUGUCACAGCCUGGAGCUCACGACAUGCUGCGACUGUGCCGCAGGGCCAGGGCGAGGAGGGAGCCCGACUUUGGCGGUUGCGGGUGUCUGGCCUGACAGAGAGGUCCCGUGCCCGGAUAUAUAAAAGUUGGGGCGUUCAAAGAUGGAAGUCAUUCGCCCCCUUUCUGAGCAUGGCACCCUUUAUCAUCGUCUCAGAGGCUCUAAGGCGCCUUUGCGGUGCCCCCACGGGAUGGCUCAGCCACUCUUUCGGACUGGUAGAUAUUCAAGCUGUUUCGUCAGCCGUGGAGAUGUCUCGCCGCUAUCUUGACGAAUCCCUGGUGGAUGGUGGCUGUCUCUGGUUUACAGAUCUGACUGCCAUGGACCCUUACUAUGCGCUUCCCAUCAUCUGUUCGGCACUGCUUGCCCGAACGUCAUGGGGGAGGCUGUCAAAGGACCAGCUUCGGGCCUUGCUGACUGUUGGCCCGCCGAACGCUUCUCUUAGUUCCCCUCUUCCCCAUCCUUUUUGCCGACCUGCCCAGCGCGAUCUUCUUGUACUGGGCAUCGACGUUUGCCCUCAACGACGUCAA